AUGACGCUCCAAAUCCAAUCACACCAAGAACACGCACCCCAAGAGCUCCCACAGGUGUUAGUCCUCGAACCACCCAAUGUUUUCAAAGCAUACGAAAAGCAAUUCUUAGAGAAAUUUCAGUUCCUGAAAGCAUGGGAAUCGGAGAUUCCCACUGAACAAUUCUUAACCACCCAUGCUCGAUCCAUACGAGCCUUGUUGUGCUCAGAUUGGACGCCGAUCACCGCCGAUGUUCUCCGGCUACUCCCGUCCCUUCGUGUUAUUGUCACCAGCAGCGCCGGUCUGAACCAUAUUGACCUAUCGGAGUGCCGCCGCGGGGGAAUCUCUGUUGCCAACGUCGGGACAGUCUUCUCUGAGGAUGUCGCCGACAUGGCGGUGGGGCUGUUGAUUGAUGUUCUUAGAAGAAUCACAGCUGCUAAUCGUUAUGUGAAGGCUGGACUUUGGCCAAUCAAAGGAGAUUUUCCUCUUGGUUCCAAGUUGGGAGGAAAGAGAAUUGGUAUAGUUGGGUUGGGAAGCAUUGGCUUAGAAGUAGCAAAGAGGCUUGAAGCCUUUAGCUGCAGUAUCUCAUACACCUCAAGGAAGAAGAAACCAUCAAUUUCCUUCCCUUUCUACACAAAUGCCUGUGAACUGGCAGCUAAUUGUGACAUCUUGAUCAUUUGCUGUGCAUUAACCAAUGAAACUCGACAUAUGAUCAAUAAGGAAGUACUGUCUGCACUCGGAAGGGAAGGAAUCGUCGUUAACAUUGCUCGUGGGGCAAUCGUCGAUGAGAAGGAGUUGGUUCGGUGUCUGGAGCAAGGUGAGAUUGCAGGUGCUGGAUUGGAUGUUUUCGAAAAUGAGCCAAAUGUUCCUACCGAGCUCUUGGUGUUGGACAAUAUUGUAUUGUCCCCACAUUGUUCUGUUUUGACGGAGGAAUCGUUUAGGGAUAUGUUUGAACUUAUAUCGGGGAAUUUGGAAGCUUUCUUCUCUAAUAAGUCUUUAUUGUCUCCAGUUUUUGAUGAAUGA
This is a messenger RNA of Ilex paraguariensis (yerba mate), 999 nucleotides long. NCBI's taxonomy places the organism in Eukaryota, Viridiplantae, Streptophyta, Magnoliopsida, Aquifoliales, Aquifoliaceae. The record is from the annotation of a GenBank genome assembly.